UUUUAGGGACCUGGCCUAGUGGCCUGCCUCGUUAGGGCUUCGCGAGCAAACGACUGAUCCUUGGAGUUGGAAGUGAGACGGCACUCCUUCAACUCCACCGCCAUCGACGCCACGUUUCGCCGGAAACUCUGCUUUCUCUCACUCAAAUUCUUCAGCAACGGAUCAUUAUCUCUCGCCGCCAUCUGUACUGCUGGGCUCUCAGUUACCCAAACACCGGAGGCCGUUGAUUUUCUGAGGACCGACGGUGUGCUGAUGCUGCGUGAAUGCACUGUACCAAAUCCCCCUCCCCAAAUCUAGUCGCCUGAGAGAGAGAGAGAGAGACCCAAGUGGGUGUAAAGCCACGCUUUUGUUGCUUGAGCGACGCUACUUUCGUGUUGGUCCAACUCGACAUGUCGGUCUAUAGCUAAAGCCCAACCGCCCUCCAACCCAAUAAAGCCCCUCACCUCUCUCUCUCUCUCUCUCUCUCUCUCUCUCUCUCUCUCUCUCAGCAAGGGGAGCAGGGACAUGGAAGACAAGGCUAAGCUACUGAUCCUAUACGCCUCACAAACAGGCAAUGCAAUGGACGCAGCCGAGCGUCUAGGUCGCGAAGCGGAGCGCAGAGGCUGCCCCGUCGCCGUCCUUUCCACCGACGAGUUUGACGCCAGUUCCUUGCGAGAUGAGAAGAUUGUAGUUUUUGUUGUUUCCACCACUGGGCAGGGAGAUCCACCAGAUUCCUUGAAGGUGUUUUGGAGGAAACUCUUGCAAAGAAAUCUGGCUAAAGAUUGGCUAGAAGGAGUAAACUAUGCUGUGUUUGGAUUGGGUGAUUCAGGUUACCAGAAAUACAAUUUUGUUGCAAAGAAGCUGGAUAAAAGACUUUCAAUUCUCGGAGCAACAGCAAUAAUUGAAAGAGGUCUGGGAGACGAUCAGCAUCCUUCAGGGUAUGAAGGUGCUCUGGAUCCUUGGAUGUCCUUUUUCUUGAAUACUCUUUAUGAAAAGAAUCCAAAGCUCUUCCCAAAAGGUCCAGAUUUUGUGAUUCCAGAUAUGGAUUUUAUGGAUCGACCCAAGAUUGAAAUCGUGCAUCAUGAUGCUGACAAAGUUGUUUCACACUACUCAAAUGAUGCAGAUUUGAGGUUUAUUGAGAUGCAAAUUGAGAGGGCUCGCUCAAUGUCCCCCGGAAAACUUUCUCAUGACAAGAAGAGGCCUGACUGCUUUCUAAAAAUGACAAAAAAUCAUGCAUUAACUAUAGCAAGCUGUGGAAAAGAUGUUCGCCACUUCGAAUUCGAGCCUUGUUCAUCUAUUAUUGAAUAUGAGGUUGGUGAUGUUCUUGAGAUACUCCCUGGUCAAGAUCCUGCUGCAAUUGAUGCUUUCAUACAGCGCUGUAAUUUGAAUGCAGAUGCAUAUAUUACAGUCCAUCCCAGGGGUACAGAGAAUCAACGUCGUGAUUCAAAGAUCUCCAUGAAAUUAAGGACUUUUGUGGAGCUUACAAUGGACGUUGCAUCAGCCUCCCCCCGUCGCUACUUCUUUGAGGUAAUGAGUUACUUUGCCAGUGCUGAACAUGAGAAGGAAAGGCUUCAAUAUUUUGCCUCGCCUGAAGGAAGAGAUGAUUUAUACCAAUAUAACCAGAAGGAAAGAAGAACUGUUUUGGAGGUAUUAGAGGAUUUCCCUUCUGUGCAAAUGCCAUUUGAAUGGCUCGUGCAGCUAGUUCCUCCAUUAAAAACGAGGGCAUUUUCUAUUUCAUCUUCUCAUUCAGUUCAUCCCAAUCAAGUACACUUGACGAUUAAUGUGGUAUCGUGGACAACACCUUUCAAGCGGAAGCGAACUGGUCUUUGCUCAGCAUGGCUAGCCGGACUUGAUCCUGAAAAUAGUUCUGGAGUCAAUAUACCAGCAUGGUUUCACAAAGGUUCCCUUCCUCCUCCACCACCAUCACUUCCCCUCAUUCUCCUUGGACCCGGAACUGGUUGUGCGCCUUUCCGAGGAUUUGUCGAGGAAAGAGCCUUACAGAGUAAAUCUGGACCCAUCGCUCCCAUUCUUUUCUUCUUUGGUUGCCGAAACAAGGAUAACGACUUUUUAUACAAAGAUUUUUGGUUGUCCCAUUCACAAAAUGGUGGGGUCCUCUCAGAAGAUAGAGGUGGAGGCUUCUAUGUUGCCUUCUCCAGAGACCAGCCAAACAAGGUUUAUGUGCAACACAAGAUGCGGGAACAAAGCAACAGGGUGUGGAAUCUGCUGUGCGAGGGUGCAGCCAUCUAUGUUGCAGGUUCAUCAACCAAAAUGCCGGCGGAUGUUAUGUCAGCAUUUGAGGAAAUCAUAUCAAAUGAGAGUGGGGUUUCCAGCGAAGCUGCCAUCGGGUGGAUUAGGGAACUGGAAAAGGCACGUAAGUAUUAUGUGGAAGCUUGGUCGUGAGAUGUCUGCUCCCUUUUUCAUUCUAGUGGCAAUUCUGGUAGUUGGAAAGUCAGAAACUAGCCUUGUUCUGUUGAUCUUAAAAGGAUCUUGGCUUUAUCGGGGAGCAAAUGAAUACAAAAGUGUUAUUUCUAUUCACAUCAAGACCUGAGUACCUGAUACCGAUUCUGGAGAAAAGUUUUGACCUGACGUAAGAAGUUUUUGACGGCAUUGGUGAAUGAAUAGGUAGUUUUUUUUUUUCCCUCGAUCCUCGAAUGAAUAGGUAGGUAGUUAGAUAAUUGUUGCAAGUGAUCUGAAGUUGGAUGUAAUAACCGUGUAUGCCUUUUGGGACUGGGUUUUGGUUGCUACUCUUUGAACUUGGAUUCGAACACACCAUAAGAAAAUCUGGAAAUAAUUCAAUUUAUACUUCAACCUUUCUA
This is a messenger RNA of Rhododendron vialii, 2795 nucleotides long. Its product is annotated as NADPH-dependent diflavin oxidoreductase 1. Gene Ontology annotation, molecular function: FMN binding; flavin adenine dinucleotide binding; NADPH-hemoprotein reductase activity. The record is from RefSeq and is a predicted model, not a curated record. Gene Ontology annotation, cellular component: cytosol. Bases 505 to 2379 code for a protein of 624 amino acids. NCBI's taxonomy places the organism in Eukaryota, Viridiplantae, Streptophyta, Magnoliopsida, Ericales, Ericaceae. The transcript is spliced from 12 exons.